AGUCCAUUUUGUCACAUAAGCAGUUCUCUGUAAACAGUCGGCUGUGCGUUGGUGAGCAGGUUUAAUGUAAAUACCGCACGCUGUUUUGCAAUGCCUCCCGUCUGAUAAAGCCUAAUAAUCCAUGUGGAUACCUGAUCCCAGGGUCCUGUGUUUGUGUACUUGUCAGUGGACAGGGGAGGGAUGUUUCCUGGAAGUGCCCUGGAAUCAUUGGGCCUCUCUCCAGUGUGUGUGCAGCUCCCCCCAGCCCAGCAUACUGAACAAGAGGCAGAGCUGAGCUCACAAACCCAGCAGUGAGCAGGCCAGGCUGUACCAGCCUCUUGCCUCCUCUCUACAACGGAACAUGAUGUUACUCAGCUCAUUCUGUCUGAUCCUGCUGGCUUCCACUCUACUGAUGACCACGCUGUCGGAAGGACGGACGUUUUUAUCUUCGCAGUCCGCAUCUCAAUUCCUUACAAGAAAACGGAGAGCAAAUUCAUUUUUUGAAGAAAGUAAAGGUGGUGACCUGGAAAGGGAAUGUAUUGAGGAACUUUGCAAUAAGGAAGAAGCUCGGGAAAUAUUUGAGAACGCCCCUGAAACAGAAUUCUUUUACCCAAGAUACUUAGCCUGCCUUGGCAGCCAUCGCAAUGGGAAUGCAAAUAAGCUUAGUUAUCUGGAUUAUGAUGGCCCAGCAGACCUAAGAUCAUGUGUUACUGCACUUCCAGAUCAGUGCAAGCCUAUGCCCUGCCAUAAAGAAGGAUACAAGGAGUGUAAAGAUGGGAAAGGAAACUAUACCUGUGUGUGCAAACCGGGAUGGCAGGGAGUGCGCUGCAAUGAAGACAUAAAUGAAUGUGAGGAUCCCGAAAAGGAGAAUGCAGGCUGUAGCCAGAGGUGUGUGAACUUUCCUGGUGGAUAUCGAUGUGCAUGUGAAGAUGGCUACUACCUGCUGGCGGACAAACACACCUGUAACGAUAGAAAUGAAUGUGAACUAAGCCCAGUUAUCUGUGGAGGGGCGAAAUGCCGUAAUACACCAGGGAAAUAUGAAUGUGACUGCAACUCUGGCUAUCGGUUCAACACUUCCUCCAAGACAUGUGAAGAUGUAGAUGAAUGUGCAGAGGACGUCUGCAGUCAAAUGUGUGUUAACAUGCCUGGAAGUUACAAAUGUUACUGUGAAGGAAGAAAGAGGUUUAAGCUUGCGGGGGACAAGAAAUCUUGUGAACGUAUCCCAACGUGUGUUCCUCUCAAUCUGGAGACAAAUUACGAGUUGCUGUACCUGGCAGAGCAAUUCACAGGAAUUCCUGUUGUCUAUCUGAGAUUCAAACUGCCAGAUGUUACAAGGUUUUCAGCGGAAUUUGAUUUCCGAACCUACGAUGGAGAGGGAGUGAUUCUGUAUGCAGAGUCAGCUGACGCCACAUCAUGGUUUCUACUCGCUCUGCGUGAUGGAAAAAUUGAAAUUCAGUUCAAAAAUGACCUAUGGACAAAAGUUACAACUGGCGGCAAGUCAAUCAAUAACGGAGACUGGCAUAUAGUGUCAGUAGAAGAGCUGGAAAACAGUAUAAGUGUGAAGAUUGCGAAAGAAGCUGUUAUGAACAUCAAUAAUCCCAAAUAUCUGUUUAAACCUGUGAAUGGUAUUUUGGAAACCAAAGUCUACAUAGCGGGAUUGCCACGGAAAAUAGAAAAUCUCAUUAAACCGAUUAACCCCCGACUGGAUGGUUGUAUCCGUGGAUGGAACCUGAUGAAUCAAGGAGCACUAGGUGUAAAGGAAUUUAUCCAAGGAAAGCAGAGUAAGCAUUGCCUGGUGGAUGUGGAGGAGGGCUCCUACUAUCCCGGAGGAGGACUGGCCCACUUCAAACUCAACUACACUGAUAUCACAUCAAUUGAGGAAGAUUGGAUAGUGAAUGUUACUCUGGACAUUCGAUCAUCUACUGGCACUGGGGUAAUGUUUGCGCUAGUUAAAGAAGACACCGUGCCGUUGGCAAUAGCUAUUGAGGAUCAGUCAUCUGACAUUGUGCAAGACAUCAUUGUCAGUAUUAAAGGCAUCACAGUGGCACGACUGUCAACAAAAAGGAUAUGUACGGACAAAAACCUCUUCGUAGGCAUAACAGCUACAAAGUCAGCUCUGGAUAUCACAUCCGAUUCCUACACUGAAAUCCGCUAUGCGAACAAAGAAGAAAUGAAAACGCAGUUGUCGGUUUUGGAUCAGGAAAUGAAAGGACAAUUGGAUACAUAUUUAGGAGGAAUUCCAGAUAUCCCGCCUACCGCUACGCCUGUCUCCGCCUUCUACAUUGGUUGUAUGGAUGUGGCCAUCAAUGGAAAUCUGAUAGACCUGGAUGAGGCUGUGUCCAAACAAAAUGAUAUCCGGUCACAUUCCUGUCCUUUAAUUUCAUAGUUUUCUGGAAUUGUUUGCUUUUUUUUAUUAUUUCAUUUAGUUUAUUUUAUUUCUAUUUGUUUUUUUAGCACCUACUACUGAAAUACCAAACUUAUUUGAUAACAGAUGCAACAGAAUGAAAUAUUCUUUACAAUUGUACUUUUACUAUGCUGUGAGGUACCAAGUGCUGAAAAAAAUCCUAUGUGUUUUUCCAGCAUCUGAAAAAGUAUUGUAGCAUUCCAUUUAAAACAAUGUUAACUUUAUAGAAAAUACUAUGUUUUUUUUUAUAUAUAAUUUUAAGUUUUUUUGUGUUAAAUAAGAAGUCUACUAAUGCUUAUUCCCUUUAAACUUUCUGCCUAAUAUAAUCCAUCAGCCUUAUGUAUGACAUCUGACUGAAGUGCAAUUUCUAUUUCAUGACUUCAUCCUAGCAACCUAGCUUUUCUCUUUCCUGCUCCUAAGGUGGGCUAGAACAUGUGAAGCAUACACUCAUUGGCUGUUUAGACAGAACGUAAGUGUAAAAUUAUUGCGCUACCCAAAAAUAACAAAGAAACACUAAAAAAGCGAAUGGGGAGGUGAAGUGGCUGUACAAGUAUGUGUCAAAAUUCCAAAGGAGUGUGGGUGAAUGUGUAGCGCUACGUAGUAGUGUAAUGUGAAAAAACACCACAUAAAAUAUACUCAACAGGGUAUAACCAUAAAGUAAUAAUGUUUAAUCCACAUGAAAACAAUCAGUCCAUGUAGAAAUUCAACGUGAUAAAUUGUCCAUCAUGAGUAAAUAACAUAAUAAAGAUGUCAUGAGAUUGAAUGAACCAUCCCAAUGAAGAUCUUCAGAUGUAAUUAUGAAUGUGCUUACCGGAACCGAUGGACCUGACUGUCAUAUGACAACAGGUCAAAUCGAGCUUACGGUACCCAACCAGCUGUUCAACGGGACUGUCAACGAAGAUCCAAAAAUAAGUGGAAUACACCUCCCUGGUGUCCAGAAGACGUCAACCAAAGGUAAGGUCAAGGAGCCUGGUAUUCCUUAGCCGAAGGUGACUCCGAUAAAGGUGUCUCAACCAUGGAUUAGAUAGAGAAAUCACGAAGAUCCAACACCCAUCUGAGACCAGCUCAGUUCAGACAGACAGCAACCCUUAAUAGGGUGCCCCAGUAGAUGUCCUUCUUGGAUCAAAACGCGUCGGGCUAACAACACCUGCUCCCAUA
Molecule: messenger RNA, 3541 nt
Organism: Rana temporaria (common frog)
Lineage: Eukaryota; Metazoa; Chordata; Amphibia; Anura; Ranidae
Gene: PROS1
Product: protein S
Exons: 15
Coding region: 341-2365 (674 amino acids)
Cellular component (GO): extracellular region
Molecular function (GO): calcium ion binding
Source: RefSeq, a predicted model, not a curated record